AUGGAAGACGACGAUGACUACGUGGAGUACGUUCCAGUAGCGAAGCGUAGGGCAAUAGAAUCGCAAAAGAUACAUGAGCGAAAGGGAGAAAAGGAAAAUCUCGUCCAAGCGAAAGGUAUUACAUACAGAGAGCCUCUCCCAACUGGAUGGAAACCUCCUUUACACGUAAGAAGAAUGUCUGAUAAGCAAAGAGACUUGAUCAGGAAGCAAUCUCAUAUUAUAGUGGACGGUGAAGACGUUCCUCCACCGGUUAAGAGUUUUAAGGACAUGAAGUUCCCUAAACCGGUCCUUGACAAGCUCAAGGAGAAGGGAAUAGUGAAACCGACUCCGAUUCAAGUUCAGGGUCUUCCUGUGGUUUUGUCCGGUAGAGACAUGAUUGGGAUUGCCUCUACCGGUUCGGGGAAGACGCUGGAUUUCGUCUUGCCUAUGAUAAUGAUUGCUUUGCAAGAGGAGAUGAUGAUGCCUCUUGGUCUAGGAGAAGGUCCUGUUGCGCUUGUUGUUUGUCCGUCUAGAGAGUUGGCUAGGCAGAUUUAUGAAGUUGUUGAGCAGUUUGUGGAUCCUUUGGUCGAGUCCGGUUAUCCUCCGGUUAGGUCGUUGCUGUGUACCGGUGGAGUUUACAUGAGGUCUCAGCUGGAGGCUGUGAAGAGAGGUGUGCAUAUCGUUGUUGCAACUCCGGGGAGGUUGAAGGAUGUUCUCUCCAAGAAGAAGAUGAGCUUAGAUGCUUGCAGGUACCUUACGCUGGACGAGGCAGAUAGAUUGGUUGAUUUGGGUUUUGAAGAUGACAUGAGGGGAGUCUUUGACCAUUUCAAGUCUCAGCGUCAGACACUUUUGUUCUCCGCAACGAUGCCUACAAAGAUUCAAGCGUUUGCCAUGAGUGCUCUGGAGGUUGAGUGUGUCAAGAAAGAUGCGAAGAAUGUCUACUUGCUCGAGUGCCUGCAGAAGACGUGUCCACCGGUUUUGAUAUUCUGUGAGAAGAAAGCGGAUGUUGAUGGUGUUCACGAACACUUGUUGAUGAGAGGAGUUGAAGUAGUGGCGAUCCAUGGAGGGAAAGAUCAAGAAGAGAGAGAGUACGCUAUCGAGUCGUUUAAAUCCGGGAGGAAAGACGUAUUGGUGGCGACUGAUGUGGCUUCAAAGGGUUUGGAUUUCACGGAGAUACAGCACGUGAUCAACUACGACAUGCCGGCGGAGAUUGAGAACUAUGUGCACAGGAUUGGACGGACAGGCCGGUGUGGUAAAACUGGGAUAGGGACCACGAUUAUAAAUUUUGAACAGAGCGAGACCACCACACUUCUUGAUCUGAAACACUUGUUGCAAGAAGCGGAACAGAGGAUCCCGCCUGUACUUGCUGAGCUGGAUGAUCCAAUGGAGGAUGAAGCAGAGGAAAUUGCGGAUGCAAGUGGUGUCAAGGGUUGUGCUAAUUGUGGCGGUCUCGGACAUCGUGUUGGAGCUUGUCCUAAACAGGAGCACGAGAAGAGUGUGGCCAUAUCUAAUUCUAUUAAAGACUAUUACGGCUCUGGUGGUUACAGUGGAGAGAUGUAA
Microthlaspi erraticum is the source of this 1539-nucleotide messenger RNA. Lineage: Eukaryota; Viridiplantae; Streptophyta; Magnoliopsida; Brassicales; Brassicaceae. The record is from the annotation of a GenBank genome assembly.